AGGAACACUGAGGUCUCAGCUCCAGAGUUUCCUGAUUUCUGUCUUGGACAACAGAACAACCCACAGGGACUGCCUCAACAUGAAGCUGGUGUUUCUAUUCUUGUUGGUCACCAUCCCCAUUUGCUGCUAUGCCAGUGGUUCUGGCUGCAGUAUUCUAGAUGAAGUUAUUAGAGGUACAAUUAACUCAACUGUGACUUUACAUGACUAUAUGAAAUUAGUUAAGCCAUAUGUACAAGAUCAUUUUACUGAAAAGGCUGUGAAGCAAUUCAAGCAGUGUUUUCUAGAUCAGACCGACAAGACUCUGGAAAAUGUUGGCGUGAUGAUGGAGGCAAUAUUUAACAGUGAAAGCUGUCAACAGCCAUCCUAAACAUCUACAAGAUCUUUGGCUCACAGGACUCCAGGAAACUGGCAAUGGCCAAGCAACUGAUAACACAGAUCAUAACUCUUCUUUCUUGACCCCUUUUUCUACCUAUAAAGUGCAAGACGAUUGUUGAAACCUCACAUUUAUGUCUUUCCAUUUUAUUAAAUUAUCUGCAUACAAUUCUCUCUCGUGUUGUUUCAUAAAAAAUAACCUAAGUGGGCUGCUCUGUCUCACACUUGGAGUUUUACACACACAUAUGCACAUGCCAUACACACAGAGGUAGACAUUAGGAAAUGCCCAGGUGUGGAAGUGAAGAAGAAAAGCAGCUUCCUCAACCCUUGUGAGUCUCUGCUAUGAAGAAGCCCCCCAGCUGCUCUCUUCUCAUCAUUCUGCACACACUGCACAUAGCCCUCCUGAGACCCUGGGGCUGGGAUGUUGGGAGGUUGGAUAACACUCCUGCUACCACCACUCUUUUCCUAUCUUAUCCUCUAACCCCCCCCCAACACUUCGUUUUCUAAAAUCUUGAUAACCCAUGUGCACAUGAGUACUGGGCCAUGGAAAUAGAUUUCCUCCUUCUGUUCCCUGUACGGUGCUAGGAUACUCUGCAGUAGGAACUGAGGAUGCCUGAAUUUGAACAAAACAAUAUAUACCUACUUAAACUCUUGUGUUUAGGCUCCACGUCUGACACAUACAUGGCUUGGAAAAAUAUUGUAUCUCAUGAAAUGCCAGGAGACUCUGGAUUAAACCAUUUUUUUUC
This is a messenger RNA of Rattus norvegicus (Norway rat), 1118 nucleotides long. RefSeq names its product secretoglobin, family 2A, member 1 (gene Scgb2a1). The transcript is spliced from 3 exons. Gene Ontology annotation, cellular component: extracellular region. The coding region runs from base 80 to 367 and encodes 95 amino acids. The record is from RefSeq and is marked validated. NCBI's taxonomy places the organism in Eukaryota, Metazoa, Chordata, Mammalia, Rodentia, Muridae.